Messenger RNA from Vicia faba (fava bean), 1563 nucleotides. Lineage: Eukaryota; Viridiplantae; Streptophyta; Magnoliopsida; Fabales; Fabaceae. The record is from the annotation of a GenBank genome assembly.
AUGCACAUUAUUUCCACUGUACAACUUCCUCUCACGCAUACGCCGCCCCUGUUCACGCAUACGCCUCACUGUACAACUUCCUCCUCGCCGCUGUUUCACGUCUCCUUGUCGCUGUUUCACGUCUCCUUGCUUCCGAUUCACUCCCUUCACGUCUCCUCGCCGCCGAUUCACGCUCUUCACGACUCCUCUCCGCCGAUUCACGCCCUUCACGACUCCUGCCACCGAUUCACGCCCUUCACGACUCCUCGACGGCCGUUCUGGAAGGCAUUGCAAUGUGUUGUAUCCAGAAUGCAAGAUUCUGAACUUCCUGUGCGCGUUGAUUCUGUUUUUGCCUUGUGCUCUUUCAUCGAAGCAUGCAAAGAUCUGAAUGAAUUCGUCCUAUUCUUCCUCAGCUUCUUGAUGUUUUUCAAACUUAUGAAUGAGGUUGAGAAUGAAGACCUGGUAUUUACUUUGGAGACUAUUGUGGACAAGUUUGGAGAAGAGAUGGCGCCUUAUGCACUAGGACUAUGUCAAAAUUUGGCUGCUGCAUUUUGGAGGUGUAUGAACUCUGCAGAAGCUGAUGAUGAAACUGAUGAUCCAGGAGCUCUGGCCGUAGUUGGUUGUUUACGUGCUAUUAGAACAAUCCUUGAAUCAUUUAGCAGGCUUCCUCACCUUUUUGUGCAAGUUGAGCCAACUUUGCUUCCUAUAAUGCAAAAAAUGUUAACAACAGAUGGUCAAGAGGUUUUCGAAGAAGUUUUGGAGAUUGUACCAUAUAUGACAUUUUUAUCUCCAUCAAUAUCUCUGGAGAUGUGGACUCUUUGGCCAGUGAUGAUGGAAGUGCUGGCAGAUUGGGAAAUUGAUUUCUUUCCAAAUAUUUUAGUUCCGUUGGACAACUAUAUUUCAAGAGGAACUGCUCAUUUCCUUACUUGCAAAGAUCCUUAUUAUCAACAAAGUCUAUGGAACAUGAUUAUGGCGGAUAAAAAUAUGGAGGAUAACGAUAUUGUGCCAGCUCCAAAGCUUAUUGAAGUUGUCUUCCAGAAUUGUAGAGGACGGGUGGAUCACUGGGUGGAGCCAUAUCUCAGAAUCACAAUUGAAUGCUUGAACCGGACUAAAAAGUCAUUUUUGAAAUGUCUUUUCAUGCAACUGCUAUUUUUUCAUAUUGCAGAUGCUCUUUACUACAAUUCAGCACUGACUCUCAACAUAUUGCAAAAGUUGGGUGUCGCCUCUGAAUUCUUCCAUCUUUGGUUUCAUUUGUUGGGACAAGUCAAAAAGAGUGGUUUGCGCGCUAAUUUCAAAAGGGAACAUGAGAAGAAAGUGUGCUGCCUUGGUUUAAUUUCAUUGGUGGCACUUCUGGCUGGUCAAUUGCCUGGGGAGGCUUUGGGUCGAGUAUUUCGGGCCACACUUGAUCUUCUAAUUGCUUACAAGGAUCAAGUUGCAGAAGCUGCAAAGGAGGAAGAAGCUGAAUAUGAUGAUGAUAUGGAUGGCUUUCAAACUGAUGAUGAAGAUGAAGAUGGCAAUGGUUUUGAUAAGGGACUUUUUACAUCGGUUAUUACUCCCAACCGAUGUACAAAGUUGCGUCACUAG